UAGAAUGCUAUUUCGCAGUUUACCGGGUUCAAAGCUGGUUUUCUGCAAGCACUCCAACUUAAGCUCACUAUUAGACGUGCUUGUAAACUUUCUAGCCAUUGGGAAAUGGAGCUUCGUCUUAUGCUAGCAUCGCUAUGGAUGUUUUCGGUAGUUGAAAUUGCUGAAGGAAAGUGUCGUCGUAUCAAGUACACAAGAUUUGCUGAUGACAAAGAGCUUCUAAAUCACACCAUUGCUGUUAUUGGUUGGACGGUGAAUGAUCUGUCGUUGUGCAUGGCCAAGUGCUUCCAGGAAACACAAGACUGUGUUUCGUUCAAUUUUUGCUCAACGCCUAACGGAUGGAAAGAGUGCAGGCUUCUCAACUCUAGUCAUUUUAAGAAUGAAUCGUUUUUGGUGGAGAGAAAAGGAUGUGAAUACUACACUUCAGAGAGUACAUGCUCAAGCUCACCAUGCGUCAAGAAUGCGACUUGUAUUCCACACAUGCCGCGGGAUCCCAAGCCGUACAGCUGUAUUUGUCCCGAGGGCUUCAAGGGUCAAUCUUGUCACAUCGACAUCAACGAGUGUGCGCAAUCAGGCAUCUGUCACGUGAACGCCACGUGUACAAAUAUGCCUGGGAAAUACAACUGCACGUGCAAACUUGGUUUUCAGGGCGAUGGUAAUCAGUGCAAGGACAUCGAUGAAUGCACAACCGGUUCUCACACCUGUCAUGCGCAAGCAACAUGUCACAAUACCGCGGGCUCAUAUUCGUGUUAUUGUAAGCUAGGUUACACAGGAGAUGGCAAAUCAUGCUCACCGUUUGAUCCCGCAUGCAGUGGUUACAGCAACCUUACCGAUCAAACAAGGAAUGUGAAUUCCGGCGUCGCUUCACCUCCGAAAUGCGACACCGCAAUUGGUGAAUCGACGUGGUAUCGCUUCCUCAGUCCUGCUGGUGUUCGUAUGCCGACUUCAUGUACCCCGGCAGAUCGCUGUGGUGCCACCGCAACGGGUUGGCUGAACGGGCAGCACCCAACGGUUGAACAAGGUGUUGUUGACAGAACAGUCUGUUUCAACUGGAAUUCAAAUUGCUGCUUUGGACAAAAAACUAUAAAGGUCCGUAAUUGUGCAGGUGGGUUUUACACGUACAAGUUCAAGAGAGUUAAUCCUUGCCUUCGAUACUGUGCAACCAACUAAAACGGCGAAAACUAUAUCGCACUAAUUCACUCAAUUUUUGCAAAUAUUGCACUAAACACUCAAAAAUGCACAGCGAUCUGAAGCCGGCGUUUUCGACUCGUUUACACUGGCAAUUUUUUGGAGAUUUUUGCUGCAAU
Molecule: messenger RNA, 1304 nt
Organism: Exaiptasia diaphana
Lineage: Eukaryota; Metazoa; Cnidaria; Anthozoa; Actiniaria; Aiptasiidae
Product: uromodulin
Exons: 5
Coding region: 106-1167 (353 amino acids)
Molecular function (GO): calcium ion binding
Source: RefSeq, a predicted model, not a curated record